GCAGAUAUUUAUACCAAGACACAGAUUGACAUUGAAGAAAUGGAAAUGUUUGAGAAACAAAAAACAUCUGCAGUUUCAGGAGUAGAUUUUAGUAGAAAAGGCUCAAUAGAUGUUAAAAUUAUCGAUUUAUCAAUAUUCAUUAAUAAUCAGAAAGACUAUUUUACUACCAGUUCUUGUUCGGGAAGAAUAAUUCUGUUUGAUGACAGUGUAGGUGAAAGUGAUAAAGUAACUAACAAACAGGGAUGUCAGUGGUUAUUUACAAGUCAUGAUUUAGUAGACAAAUCACAAAUGCUGCCUGUUCUACAAGACAUCACUGGGGAUUGUGUAUUUAAGUUUGAACCAUUUGUACUACAUGUACAGUGUAGAACAAUUGAUUUUGCUCAGUUGUUGCUUCAAUGUGCAGUCCAGUCUGGCUUUAGAAAUUCAGGAAUCAGUCUUGGAAAGAAAGGAAAAUAUGUUGUUGGAGUAAGAAGUACACAUUCUAUGGAGGUACCAUUGUCACAAUCUGGUCAAUUACUGGUCUCAACAGAGUAUGUUGAAUAUUUAAUCAGUCUUGCAAAUAAAAAGAUGGAAGAGAACUUCAGAAGGAUUGAUAGGUUUUUUGAAAACUUGAAGUCAGCUUUAUUACAAAAAUCAGAUGACAAUCAUAUAGGAAAACCAUGUAAGGAGGAAGUCAAAAAGAAAUUUCUUGAAAAAUUUGGAGGAAAAGUGGAAUCUGUGUCAUCAAAGAAACAAACACUAAAAGAUCAGGAAAAUGUUGAAUCUAUCAAUACAGACAAUACAGAUACCCUGAAAUCUUGUGAUCAUAUUACAAAACAUAAUGAUUUUUUAGAUAAUGAUAUAUUAGGAUUGUCAUUAUUUGAUGAUGAAGUGACUUAAAUUAAAUUAUGUACAAACAUUUUUUCAGCUUUUUGAAAAUAUUCUAAUGGCAGACUAAAUUAAAUAUUUGCUUGUUUGAUUGUCUUGAUGUUGAAAAUGAUAGGUGAAAAUAAUAUUCACCCACUGUUCACAACAUAUAUAACAUGGUAAACAUUUGUAUUGUUUACCUUGGUAAAGGACCAGUGUAAACUAUUGCCAUAUGUCUUUUGGGUGUUCUUUAGCUGUAUCCAUUGUAUGUGCACUUGAAAUUAUUUGUUUAUCAUCUCCAGUGAAACUGUUGGUCUAAAUUGAUUAGAAAUUGGAAAAAAAACAGUUUGUAGAGGGUAGCAAGUUUUUGUCAAUUUCACUAACAUAAAAGGUAACUUAUGGUUUGAAUGGGUCAAUUUCAUUUAUUUGCACCUUUGAAAUUACAAGAAAAAAUCUUUUCAAACAAGGCAAAUAUUUUUUUGUUGCUAAAACACUACCUGUGUUUUGUUAGUUGCUGCAUACAUAUAAAGGCAGCACACAUUUUAAGUAAUUGUCUGUAUUGCCUGCGACAAAAAUCACAAUUUACAAAACAUAUGGAUUGUAGUAGGUUAAUGGUGACAAAUAUUUGUAAAAAACUUUUU
Molecule: messenger RNA, 1487 nt
Organism: Mytilus trossulus (common blue mussel)
Lineage: Eukaryota; Metazoa; Mollusca; Bivalvia; Mytilida; Mytilidae
Product: tRNA wybutosine-synthesizing protein 3 homolog
Exons: 7
Coding region: 40-879 (279 amino acids)
Source: RefSeq, a predicted model, not a curated record